Messenger RNA from Metarhizium acridum CQMa 102, 1140 nucleotides. The record is from RefSeq and is a predicted model, not a curated record. Lineage: Eukaryota; Fungi; Ascomycota; Sordariomycetes; Hypocreales; Clavicipitaceae.
AUGCUUAUCGGCAUCUGCGGAGGCAUUUGCUCGGGCAAAAAGACCGUCGCCCAAUAUCUCGUUGAGCACCACGGCUUCAACCACCUCUACCUGGAGCCACCCAAGGAGAAGCGCGCUUCGUCCAACGAGGAUGAGCAAACCCCGUCGUCUGAAUCUGCGAGCUCUCAGUCGUCCUCAUCUGCCGCGGCAUUCAGCGGUGCCUUGAACUUCAGUGCCCUCACCACCAAAAACGGCCGCCACUCUGCAUCUGAUACAUCACUGGCGCUGAGGCCACAGACACAACAGCAUACAUUUGCCUCACCUGAAGCGCUCCUCGACUUUGUCACUCUCCGCUGGCGAGGCCGCUUCGUGACAACUGACAUACCCACCGAGGCCGUGCUCGACGUCUUCGUGCGCCGCCCUUUCUUCCUCCUCUUGUCCAUUGACGCACCCCUCACCGUCCGGUGGCGGCGGUUCCAGCAGCGAGCCAAGGUGCCCGGAGAAUCAGACAUGCCCCUCGAAGACUUUGUCUCCCGCAGCGAUGCUCACUUAUACGACCCCCACGGCGGCUUCCAGCCCCUCAUCUCCCGCGCCACGGUCAGGCUGCUCAACACGUCGUCCUCGCUCGCCCACCUGUAUGCCACGCUGGGCAAGCUCGACAUCCCUAACCCUGAUCGCCUCCGCCCCGGCUGGGACACGUACUUUAUGGCCCUGGCGUCCCUGGCCGCCCAACGCUCCAACUGCAUGAAGCGUCGUGUCGGGUGCGUCCUCGUCGGAAGGGAGCGCCGUGUUAUCAGCACCGGCUACAAUGGCACGCCGCGGGGGAUCCGCAACUGCGCUGACGGAGGGUGCCCCCGCUGCAACGAGGGGAACAGUUCGGGCGUCGGCCUCGCCACCUGUUUGUGCAUACACGCCGAGGAGAACGCCCUCCUCGAAGCGGGUAGGGAGCGAAUCAGGGAUGGCUCCGUGCUCUACUGCGAUACGUGUCCGUGCUUGACUUGCAGCAUCAAGAUCUGUCAAGUGGGCAUCAGCGAGGUUGUGUACGCCCAUGGGUACAGCAUGGACAAGGAGGCGGCAGCUGUGUUUAGCCAAGCUGGCGUUAAGCUGCGGCAGUUUAUCCCGGUACGUUUUAUGCGAGGCCCCGUGUGCGUUUAUUAUUAA